Messenger RNA from Mercurialis annua (annual mercury), 892 nucleotides. RefSeq lists its product as uncharacterized. The record is from RefSeq and is a predicted model, not a curated record. The coding region runs from base 1 to 828 and encodes 275 amino acids. The transcript is spliced from 6 exons. Lineage: Eukaryota; Viridiplantae; Streptophyta; Magnoliopsida; Malpighiales; Euphorbiaceae.
AUGCAACAAGCACCGCCCCAACUGCUAACGGAUUAUUGUGCAUUUUUUGUAAAUGAAUUUUCUGAUUUUCACAAAUUUGAGGCUAGUCCUGCUAGGUUUAAGAUUAGGCACAGAUUCUAUGAGAAACCAAGUCAUAUGCACGUUGAUUCAAGGCCAAACCAACUACUCCAAGAGCGCUUAUUUAUAAACCGUGUAUUGUUAUUAUUUUUAACUGAGCUUUUUAUUUUUGGGAAAACUUUCACUAAUCAGCAUUAUGCAAUGGCUGGAUUAAACAUAUGCUUGGUAAUACAAACUCAAGAUCGCUCCGCUGAUUAUCUUUUCAACUGUAAGAUCGAAACUUCUCCUGUUGUGUGCAAUGACAACCUUUCAGCUGUUAGGUCGGAAACCACUAAAAUGCUGCUUGAGUCUCUUAAUAAGCUAAAGCAUGCAGAUGCUCGUCUUAAGAUGAACCAAGGUGUUCUCGAAGGGGUGGUUGGAGAAGAUCUCGGUAUACUUCCCGCAUUAGAUUUUAUUUUUUCAGCAUUUGUACUCGAAAGGCUUGUCGGAUUCUUAAAAAAUGCAACCAAAGGGAAAGAUAAAGAGGAUGAAAAGUUUGACAUAAUAAUAUAUGAUGGAUUCAGCACUGAUGAAACCCUACGAAUGAUAGGUGCAGCCAGUAAAGCAAGAUUUUACUUGAAAUACCUGAGGAACUUGGCCGAGAAGACUUAUCUUGGGAGACUGGCUGGUCCUUCACUCUUGAGACUAGUUGAUGAAGCAAUAGGUAUAAGUGACAAGAGGUCGCUGUUGAAUGAGAAAAUGAGUGCAGAGAUAUGGUGUAAUAUCCCGUAAAAUUUUAAUUUAUUUUUUUUCGUAAAUUCCGACAAUUUUCCGGUCGUUUUGAAGUAACUUCGAU